GAGCUUGCCAAGUUUGAUGGCUCGGAUGAAGCCCAACCAGUUUACGUUGCUAUCAAGGGAACAGUCUUUGAUGUGACUUCCAACAGAAAAAUGUAUGCUCCUGGGCAAGGAUAUGCUGUAUUUGCUGGAAAGGAUGCAUCUAGAGCUCUUGGAAUGUCCAAGCUACAACUCGAGUACUGCGUUUCCGAUUACAGCACUUUAACUGCUGAAGAGCUCAAGGUUCUGGAUAAUUGGCAUGUGUUUUAUACCAAAAAGUACCCAGUUGUAGGA
Molecule: messenger RNA, 270 nt
Organism: Batrachochytrium dendrobatidis JAM81
Lineage: Eukaryota; Fungi; Chytridiomycota; Chytridiomycetes; Rhizophydiales
Exons: 3
Cellular component (GO): endoplasmic reticulum; endomembrane system; membrane
Source: RefSeq, a predicted model, not a curated record